Molecule: messenger RNA, 1815 nt
Organism: Pararge aegeria (speckled wood butterfly)
Lineage: Eukaryota; Metazoa; Arthropoda; Insecta; Lepidoptera; Nymphalidae
Exons: 4
Coding region: 1-561 (186 amino acids)
Source: RefSeq, a predicted model, not a curated record
AUGUUUUGUGAGAUACCUGUAUUCGGAAGAUGCUGUUUUUGCAUGCCCCUGAGAAGGGGUAUAUUGACUUUUGGAUAUCUUAACAUAUUGUUCGCAGCAUUCAUGGUCGGUGUGUACAGCUACUCCGUUCACCAUAGCUACUACAUGACCAUGGUGUUCCAUGGUGUAGCCAGUGAUAUAGACAGCGAACUGGGUGUUGCUAUAUACUGUGCUGAUAUCAUCUUCAGCGUCGUGUUGCUUUACGGAGCCCAUAGACAAAUCAUUAUCUACCUCAAAGUGUUCUACUAUUACACUCUUUGCACCCUCUUCGCUACGGUCCUACUGGAGGUCAUAGCCUGCACCCAAAGAUAUUUCUACUUGGAACUGGAACUAUUGCCAUUGUUCUUCGCUGGAUUAGCUAUACACGUCUACCUCAUAUUCCUGGUGAGGAGUCUCCUGAAGAAGCUGGAAAUCUCCGGGCACACGUACGAAAACCAACUCCAUCAGAUAGUCAAUGGGGAAACUGUUAAGGAAGCAAGCACGGUGUAUCCGAGCACCGUGGUGCCCGUGGAAAAUGCGUAACUACUUUAAAACAAGAUAUUGUUAUGACAAUGCGAGUAGUGGAGCUAGUGAGGUCAUUAUCGCGUGCAUCUAACGAGUGACAUUAGUGUUCCAAAUCGGUGGCCUAAUAUUAUAUUAUAGGUAUGAACAGUGAGCUUAUAAAUACAAAAGUGGUAGUUCUUUUCAAACAACUGUCAAAAACACCGAUAGUAACAUAUGAAAUCAAUGGGUACGACAGUGAGUUCGGUGGGUGUUUGAAGUGAUCAUUCGCAUGGAGUCGUAGAUAUUUUAACACACGAUAUAUUUUAUUACAGCUACGUGGAAAAAGUAUAAUAGCGAAAUCUUAUUCGUCUAAAAUUACAGCGUCUUGAAAACCCUCUUGUACCCGUUUUCACUAACGACGAUCAAGGCAAUGAGACAAGCCUAAUCUAAGGAGAUUUCUAGGCGUACAUUUACCAAUAGUUAUCACUAAAUUAUUAUCCGAUUGAGGGUAUGCACGAUGACUAAGGUUUAGUGGAAACGCGCUAAGUAUAAUUUACCACCUCAAGGUGUAAAAACCGGGUAUAGAAAAAUAUUAACCUGGACAACUUAAUUGACUACUAAUUAACUAUUUUAUACAUUUUUACUUAAAGACGUAGUAAUUCGAUUUGAAAUAAUAUGAUGUAUGGGAGUUCGCCAUUGUUCUUUACUGCCCGCUAAAUUUAAAUUUAAUGAAAUGUGCCAAUCAACCAUACGACGGCCGACUGGCGCAGUGUGCAGCGACCCUGCUUUCUGAGUCUAUGGCCGUGGAUUCGAUUCCCACAACUGGAACAUGUUUUUGUGAUAAACAUGAAUGUUUUCAAGUGUCUGGGUGUUUAUCUGUAUAUAAUAACUAUUUAGGUAUAUCAUUCACAAAAUAUUAUCAGUCAUCUUAGUACCCAUAACACAAGCUACAUCAACAACCUAUAAAAGGCCCACUACAAGGCACGGGUCUCAUCGAAGUUUGAGAAGGCGGAUUAGUGGACUUCAAACGCCUUUGAGAACACCAUGGACAACUCUAAGAUAUCGUGUAGAAACCAGUAGAAAGAUGUAAGCCUGCCACACCAGGUUAGAUUGCAGUCAAGGGCUAACUUGUGUUGGAAUAAAAAAAGGAAAUAUUUGAUUGGUUUUUUAUCGUGUAUGCUCUCUAUAAAUAUAACAUUAAUCUUAUAUCUUUAAACGAGCAUUUCUUGUAUAUAAUUGGAAUCUUGCAAUCGGCUUCAACGAUUUUCAUGAAAUUUGGUAUACAGGGUUUAG